ACGACCGAAGGGUGAUCGACAAGCAGCAAAAACACAGGCUACCUCGAUCUCUAGCUAUAGCUACCAGUGUCUUCUUCAGUUCCUUGAGAGGAGGAGAGAACCCAAGAAUAUAAUGGAGGGGAAGAAGAGCAGCCUCGCCUGCUGCUGCCUGCUCAUGUUCCUGCUGCUGUCAGCGCAGCAGCAGCAGGUGGCGGGCCUGUCCAAGUUCUGCCGCUGCUACCGGAACUGCUACACCGACUGCAGGAAGUCCACGGGCCGCUACCCCUGCAACGCCAACUGCUUUCAGGACUGCAUCAACGGGAUGCUGCCGCCGGCUCCGGCGGAGGUCGUCGUCCCCGCCGACUGCCGCGACAUCUGCCUCAUGGGCUUCUGCGGCUCCAUGGAGAUCGCCGGUGACGCCGUGGCUGGGGAUGCCGAGGCGUGUGUGGCUGACUGCACCAAGAACCUCGGUGCCUUUGCACCAAGUGCAGCCAAGACGAUCAACUGAAGCAUGCAUUAGGGCCCGUUCGCUUGUACAGGAUUAAACCGGAAUUCGUUCCAGCUCAUCAAAAUCUAUAUAAAUUAAAGAAGUAAUCCGGUUAGGAAUUAAUUCGAAGCUCCAAUCCCUAAAAACCGAAUAGGGCCUUAUGCAUCUGAGAGAGUGGCUUGAGAUCGAGUUGAGAGCAACAGAUAGAGUUCCAUCAGUGUAAUGCAAUAAUUGGAUGUUUAAGCGAUCCUAUAUAUAAUGUACUCCCUCCGUUCCAAUUUAUAAUUAAUUUGCGCUAAGUUUUACCGGCU
Messenger RNA from Zea mays, 777 nucleotides. RefSeq lists its product as uncharacterized. The record is from RefSeq and is a predicted model, not a curated record. The coding region runs from base 113 to 487 and encodes 124 amino acids. The transcript has 2 exons. NCBI's taxonomy places the organism in Eukaryota, Viridiplantae, Streptophyta, Magnoliopsida, Poales, Poaceae.